AUGCCGCCGCUCCAGCUGCUUCCCCUCCUGCUCCUGCUCGUCGCUUCCUUUCUCCGGCUGCCGGCGCCGGCCGCCGCCGCCUGCUCGCCCAAGAAAUGCGGCGACCUGAACAUCAGUUACCCGUUCUGGCUGGAGGAGAAAGGCCAGACGCCGUGCGGGUCCCCGUCCUUCCAGCUCAACUGCAACGGCAGCCAGGCUCUCCUCAGCCGCUCCAUGUUCGGGGGCUACCAGGUUGUCCAAGUCUUCGCCGAGAACUCCUCCUUCCUCGCCGUCGACAACAACCUCCCGCUCGACGACGGCUGCCCCAAGUGGUGGUUCAACAUCUCGCUGGGUCUCGGGCUGAGUCCGUUCGUCAUCAGCAGCAAGAACAGGGAGCUGCUCGUCCUCGACAAGUGCACGGAGCAGCAGGUGACGCCGCCGGGAUUCAACCGCACGCGUUGCACCAACGAGUCCUUCUACCGCCUUGGCGAGGAGUACGGCACCCAUCUUGACUACCGGGGGGAUCUGCCCCCGGCCUGCCGUCUCUCCGUCGUGCCGGUUCUUGGUUUUCAGGGCGGCGCCGGUUACAUCCCGAGCAUGAGGCAAGGGUUCCUGCUUGAGUGGACGGUGCCGUCGGACGAUUGCCCCAAGUGCGAGGCAAGCGGCGGACAGUGCAGGUAUGCCAACGACGGCACCGGGUUUUCCUGCCAUUGCUCCGGCGACGUGUACCCUGAGAAGUGCGGGGACAGUGGAAAGACAAGUAUAAAGUUCAUAAUAGUUGGAGCGGUAGCCGGUUUUGCUGCAUUCUUGGCAUUUGUCUUAUUUGCCUUGUACCAACGAAAGAAGAGCAAACAAACUGUAGCUUCAAAUGAGUUCAUGCGAAGUGGAUCUUCAAUGACGUCAUACAGUAAAGACCUUGAGCUGGGUGGUUCGCCUCAUAUCUUCACUUUCGAGGAACUCGAAGUGGCUACUGAUGGAUUUAGUGCUUCAAGGGAGCUUGGUGAUGGUGGCUUUGGAACUGUUUAUAAAGGAAAACUCAAGGAUGGGAGAGUAGUUGCGGUGAAACGCCUUUACAAGAACAACUACAGACGAGUUGAGCAGUUCCUGAAUGAGGUCGACAUCCUGUCCCGCCUGCUCCACCAGAACCUGGUCAUCCUAUAUGGCUGCACUUCUCGGAUGAGCCGCGACCUUCUCCUGGUGUACGAGUUCAUCGCAAAUGGGACUGUCGCAGACCAUCUUCACGGAUCACACUCGGCGGAACGAGGCCUCACGUGGCCUCUAAGACUGAACAUUGCCAUAGAAACAGCUGAAGCACUGGCCUACCUCCAUGCAGUCGAGAUCAUACAUCGUGAUGUGAAGACAACCAACAUAUUGCUGGACAACAACUUUCAUGUCAAAGUUGCAGACUUUGGGUUGUCGCGCCUGUUCCCUCUCGAGGUCACCCAUGUCUCGACUGUUCCACAGGGCACACCUGGUUACGUCGACCCCGUGUACCACCAGUGCUACAAGCUGACCGACAAGAGCGACGUCUACAGCUUCGGCGUCGUGUUGGUGGAGCUGAUAUCCUCAAAGCCUGCUGUGGACAUGAGUAGGAGCCAAAGUGAGAUCAACCUGGCCAACAUGGCCCUCAACAGGAUUCAGAACCAUGAAGUUUUUCAGUUGGUUGAUCCGGAGCUCGGCUAUGACACCGACCCCGAAACAAAGAGAACGAUUGACCGUGUGGCCGAGGUGGCCUUCCAGUGCCUGCAGAUGGAGAGGGAUCUGAGGCCGUCGAUCAAGGAGGUGGUGGAGAUCCUGACUUACGUCAGGGACGGAGACUAUCGAGCUAAGAGCAUGAAGAAGAAGGCGUCUCAGAAAGAGGACGCGCACUUGCUCACGAAUGACCUGCAGUUUUCGCCUGACUCGGUCAUCCAUAGAUUCCAUAGCCAGUCAACUAACCACUCGGUAGCAUCGAAUGCUAGCGGGUUAUGA
This is a messenger RNA of Triticum turgidum subsp. durum (durum wheat), 1950 nucleotides long. NCBI's taxonomy places the organism in Eukaryota, Viridiplantae, Streptophyta, Magnoliopsida, Poales, Poaceae. The record is from the annotation of a GenBank genome assembly.